Molecule: messenger RNA, 1386 nt
Organism: Anthostomella pinea
Lineage: Eukaryota; Fungi; Ascomycota; Sordariomycetes; Xylariales; Xylariaceae
Source: the annotation of a GenBank genome assembly
AUGUCGACUGCGGCAACACUCCGCCGGGCAUUGGCAGUUGUUCGGCCACGCUGCGGGAGGUCUCCCAGAGGGCGCUUCCUUACGCGGUCAUACUCUGAGGGGGUUCGAAGGACUACGAAGGCGGUUCGAAAGACGGCGAUCCAUCGUGGCUUCUGGGUAGAAACCGAAUCACCGAGCUCAUGGACGGUAGAGUCCAGCUCAGAAUCGCUGCUCUCGGAAUCUGAACUGAUCUCGCUGGGUCAUCCAGAGCUCAGGCAGCCCGUCUUGCUCCACCGCCCAUGGCUCCGCGAUGCCUGCCAGUGUGAUGUUUGUGUUGACCCUUCAUCCGGCCAGAAGCGCUUUGCCACAGUUGACGUACCAGGUGACCUGCCUGUCAGUAAUGCUGUCCGCUGCGAGGACGGCUCGCUUGAGAUCACCUGGGAGAACGACUUCCACACCCAUGGAACUCAUGUCUCCCGCUAUCCCCGCCAAGAGAUCGAGGCAUACUUCAGCAAAAGGGAGAAUGACCCCCAAAAACGAAGACUAUGGGAUCGUGAAGUACUCGAGUCUCUUAACCCCUUCUACGGUUAUACAGAGUUUAUGGACGGGAAAGCCGACUACCUGUCCGCCAUGGCGACUCUCCGAUCUCACGGCGCCAUCUUUCUUCGCAAUGUACCCUUGUCUAAACAUUGUGUCGAGCUUCUCGCUUUCAAGAUUGGCAUCUUACAGCAUACCUUCUAUGGGAAAUCUUGGGAUGUCUGGUCCAAGCCUGAUGCAGAGAACGUCGCUUACACCAGCUCGUACCUAGGUCUUCAUCAGGACCUGCUCUAUAUGGGUGACCCACCACGCAUUCAACUUCUUCACUGCCUCAAGAACACGUGUCAAGGGGGUGAGUCCCUAUUCAGUGACGGUCUCCGCGCUGGAUCGCAACUGAAAUCAGGAUUUCCACACAUGCUCGGACCUCUUGCUAAGCAGAGAGUUGGGUACCACUACCAGAAAGGCGAGCAUCAUUAUCACCGCGACCGCACGAUUCUCAACGAAUAUUCUGGAGCUGCAUAUUGGUCUCCACCCUUCCAAACGCCAUGGCAGCCCUUGAAAAAGACUCCUAAGGGAAUUGAACACUACAAAGCGUGGAAGGAAGCAGCUCGGAAGUUCAAGAGCUUGCUGGAACAGGAAGAAUACGUCUACGAGUACAAGAUGAAGGAGGGAGAAUGCGCCAUAUUUGACAAUCUUCGAGUUUUACAUGGACGUCGCCAGUUCGACACGUCGACCGGGGAGAGGUGGUUGAGGGGGGCCUAUGUUGGCAACGACUCGUUCAAGGGCAAGUUGCACUCUCUGAAUAAUGCCCUUCCCCGUGCCCAGUACCCCCACAUUGUCGAGCAGGCUAUGGGUCUACUUCGUACGUAA